Balaenoptera acutorostrata (minke whale) is the source of this 7745-nucleotide messenger RNA. It is a transcript of the gene SNX33, whose product is annotated as sorting nexin 33. The transcript has 2 exons. Gene Ontology annotation, molecular function: protein binding; phosphatidylinositol binding. Gene Ontology annotation, cellular component: plasma membrane; cytoplasmic vesicle. Lineage: Eukaryota; Metazoa; Chordata; Mammalia; Artiodactyla; Balaenopteridae. The coding region runs from base 1192 to 2916 and encodes 574 amino acids. Gene Ontology annotation, biological process: endosomal transport; intracellular protein transport; mitotic cytokinesis. The record is from RefSeq and is a predicted model, not a curated record.
CCUUCCUCUGGACGCCACCUCCCGGAAUCGCCUUUUUUGUUGUUGUUUUGGAGCUGGCUUCUCACUGGCGGCGCAGAGGGGCUGCGAACGCUGGAGAGGAAGGCGGGCUGGGGGCACAGCCCGCCGCCCACCGGCGGGACCCGGCGGGGCAGAGCGGAGGACGGACAGUCGGCUGGGCGCGCCAUCUGCUCUCCAGAGCUCACUCUCCAAACUCCUGUUGAGUGUGUGCGUGCACGCGAAGGGUGGGGGUCCACGUCCCGCGUGCGGGACUGGUUACCGCGGGGUUACCUUUGGCCGGGGGUCCUUGGACUCAGAUCUGGGUCAGCUUCAGGCUCAGAAACUACUGAGGAAUUAGGCAAACAAAAGAGGCCACUCAGCUAGUGGCCAGAAGUCGCCCGAGCGCCUCGUCGCGUCCCCUCCUUUCCCCGGGGCGGGGGCCGGUCACUUGGGGGCGGGGAGAGGGCGCCCCAGCCGGCUGGGGGCUGGGGGCCGGGCCGGGCCGCCGGGGUCGAAGCGUUGGCGGCCUGUUGUGUAAGCCUCAGUCCUUGUUUUCCCGGCCUGGCUAGUUGUGAAGCCGGACACAUCCACCCUUGGAUUCGAUUCAGGAGGCUGCUGCUUUUCUCCUUGCCCCUCUUGGAUUUUCUGGAUUUUUGAAAACCCAGUGGCCCAGGAAGAGGAGGAGGAAGGAGGAAGGAGCAGAUCUACAGAGGAAUGUGAGAGCCUCCCAAGGCCUGUGGAGCCAGAAGGAGCUGGGAGCCAGAGCUGCCGGGGUUUCUGGGACGGUGGUUUCUGAGUGAUUCUCUUCUAUUUUAGAACAUUGUUCCAGUGGAGAGUGUCGAAUUCUUGCCCUCUCAGAGCUGACUUCUCCGAGUCACUUGACUUUGCUUCUGGGAGUGGGAGGAGGAGAGACUCUCCCUUUUAGGGGCUGAGGAAGGAAGGGAGGAAGACCAUGGACAUGAGCUCUCCCUGCCCACAGGCGUGUGCAGGGAGACCUGUUUCUGGGCCGUGGACAUUGCUUUGAAGAGAGGGAGGCUGGACACCAUCUGUGGGUGCUGAGACCCCGCCGUAGGGGCUGAGAGACUGAGGGCUGUGGCAGACCUUGAGUUGCUAGUGCAUUCUUGGACACCCUAGCAAGUGUCCCCAGUUCUGGGCAGGACUCUGUCCUCAUCUUUCUCUACCACUGGCCCAGACAUGGCACUAAAAGGCCGAGCCCUCUAUGACUUCCGCAGCGAGAACAAGGAGGAAAUCAGCAUCCAGCAGGAUGAGGACCUGGUCGUUUUCAGCGAGACCUCGCUGGAUGGAUGGCUGCAGGGCCAGAACAGCCGCGGUGAGACAGGGCUCUUCCCCGCCUCUUACGUGGAGAUCAUCCGUUCUGGCACUAGCUCCAACCAUGCCGACUACUCCAGCAGUCCUGCAGGCUCUCUGGGCACUCAGGUGAGCUUAUACAACAGCUCCAGCGUGGCAGACCCUUCCUGGAGUGGUGGGGGCAGUGGCUUCCUCUCAAACCAGGGUAGUUUCGAGGAGGACGAUGAUGAUGACUGGGAUGACUGGGAUGAUGGAUGCACAGUGGUGGAGGAGCCACGGGCUGGUGGGCUGGGCGCCAACGGGCACCCCCCACUCAACUUCUCCUACCCUGGCGCCUACCCCAGCCAACACAUGGCCUUCCGGCCCAAGCCACCCCUGGAGCGGCAGGACAGCCUGGCAUCUGCCAAGCGAGGCAGCGUGGUGGGGCGCAACCUCAACCGCUUCUCGUGCUUCGUGCGCUCUGGCGUGGAGGCCUUCAUCCUGGGUGAUGUGCCCAUGAUGGCCAAGAUCGCUGAGACAUACUCCAUUGAAAUGGGCCCUCACGGCCCCCAGUGGAGGGCCAACCCCCACCCAUUUGCCUGCUCCGUGGAGGACCCCACCAAACAGACGAAAUUCAAGGGCAUCAAAAGCUACAUCUCCUACAAGCUCACACCCACACACGCUGGCUCACCUGUCUACAGGCGCUACAAACACUUCGACUGGCUCUACAAUCGCCUGCUGCACAAGUUCACUGUCAUCUCGGUGCCCCACCUGCCAGAGAAGCAGGCCACAGGCCGCUUCGAGGAGGACUUCAUUGAGAAGCGGAAGCGGCGGCUCAUCCUCUGGAUGGACCACAUGACUAGCCACCCCGUGCUGUCCCAGUACGAGGGCUUCCAGCAUUUCCUUAGCUGCCUGGAUGACAAGCAGUGGAAGAUGGGAAAACGCCGGGCCGAGAAGGACGAGAUGGUGGGCGCCAGCUUCCUGCUCACCUUCCAGAUCCCCACGGAGCACCAGGACCUGCAGGAUGUGGAGGACCGUGUGGACACCUUCAAAGCCUUCAGCAAGAAGAUGGACGACAGCGUCCUGCAGCUCAGCACCGUAGCAUCGGAGCUGGUGCGCAAGCAUGUGGGGGGCUUCCGCAAGGAAUUCCAGAAGCUGGGCAAUGCCUUCCAGGCCAUCAGUCAUGCCUUCCAGAUGGACCCCCCCUUCAGCUCCGAAGCCCUCAACAGCGCCAUUUCUCACACGGGCCGUACCUAUGAAGCCGUGGGUGAGAUGUUCGCCGAGCAGCCCAAGAACGACCUCUUCCAGAUGCUCGACACGCUGUCUCUCUACCAGGGCCUGCUCUCCAACUUCCCCGACAUCAUCCACCUGCAGAAAGGUGCCUUUGCCAAGGUGAAGGAGAGCCAGCGCAUGAGUGACGAGGGCCGCAUGGCGCAGGACGAGGCAGAUGGCAUUCGCAGGCGCUGCCGCGUGGUGGGCUUCGCCCUGCAGGCUGAGAUGAACCACUUCCACCAGCGCCGCGAGCUCGACUUCAAGCACAUGAUGCAGAACUACCUGCGCCAGCAGAUCCUCUUCUACCAGCGGGUAGGCCAGCAGCUGGAGAAGACGCUGCACAUGUAUGACAGCCUCUGACCACGUGUCCCUGGUCCUCUCCCCGCCCCUGGGGCCUGGUGGCUGCGGUGCAUGCUGCCCUCCAGACCUUCCCACACCAGCAGUGCCUGGCUGGUCAGGGGUGGGCUUUGGAGGAGUCAUGGAUAUCCCUGGGGAAGUCCCCCACCCCUUAGAGUUAGGGGCACAGCAGGGGUGAGAAUGGGGCCAGGAGCCCUCCAGGCCAAGGCCUGGGCUGCUGGUCAGUCACUUGAGGUCAGGCCAGGGUCUUAGCCUCCCCUAGAGCCUAUAGCGCUCGCUCACCUGGCCACCAUCCCUUCGUUCAUUCAGCAGACGCGCAGGCCUGCUGCGGCCCCGGGUCAGACACUGGGCAUCCAGGGCUGCGACACGCCUGCUCUUGGGGAGUCCCCAGUUGAGGUGGGGGUCAGACCCAGAAACAGGCAGGGGCAAUACAGAAAGAUUGAUGGUAAAUAGCUCGCAGAAGGGACCACUCGUUCUGCCAGUCAGGGAUGACUCUGUGGAGUAGGUGACAUUCAAGUAGUGUCUUGAAGAAUGACAAGGACCUACCAGACAGUAAGUGGGGACAGUAGAUGGGGAGGGCAUUCAGAGGAGAAGAACAGCAUGGGCAAGGCUGUGGAGGCAUGAAAAGACCCCAUCUUCUCUCCUUUACCUUUCCCAAGCAAAUUUGGUGCCCCCCUCGGUGGUGUCCCCUUGUGUGACAGAGGGGAGGGAUCUGCCUUGCUCCCAUGCCCCUGUCCCCGCCCCAUCUCCGCCCCCCCCCCCCCUGCAGGAGGGGCUGCAGGCCAACUCCCUCCUGACUCCCCUUCACCAGCUGAGCCCCCUCACCCCUUGGCUAGGGGACCAUGCAGCAUCUUUGCCCUGGGCUCAAGGUGCUAAGACAAGCCUCGGAUCCCAGGACCCUGGUGGCACCUUCCUGGAGGGGACACCCAAAAGUUACUGGGUAUUUGAGUUCACCAGCAAUAGCUCCCACACUCCAAGUAGGCUUGGGCCUCAGGCUCCCAGGGACCAGCUUACCCACCACCCCAGGGAUCCUGGGCCCACCUGCCCACAGCCAGCCUCACUGUGAUGCCAGCCCAGGUUCUGGUGGGAUUGUGCUGUCUCCCACCCAUGUUUACAUCCUCGAGGGGGCUCCCCCCACACCCCCAGGCCAGGGCGUGGUCCAGCAGUGGGUUGGGGGAACUGACAGGUGCCACUGCUGGCCCCCCCAGGAGGUCGUGGCUGUUCCUGGCUGCUGCUGCUUCAAUCUUCUUUCUUUCUUGUUUUCUUGAUAAACCUUUUACAGUUAAGAUAACAAAAAUAUGACUCCUUAUUUGGAUCCCAUGGGGAUGAGGGUGGGGGAAAGGAUACAGCCCUAAUUGUCCCUGGGAGCGAUUGGACCAGAUUCUGAGGUCGUGAUGGGCACAACAUUUACCCCAGAACCUCAGAAGUUGGGGGGAGGAUGGUGCUGGAGGCAGGGGCUAGCUGGGGACCUCUGGGUGACCCUGGACCCCAGCUGGAUGCAUACCCUUCCCAGACCUCACUCUCCUCAUCUCUCAAAUGGGUGGAGUCCUGCCAGGGGUUUGGCUUUGCUGCUCUGUGAUCUAGGACUGAAGGUCACGUGAGGAAGGGACAGUCUAAUCGAUAGGGGGUUCCUCUCCCCGGGAGGGAUAUCCCAGCCUUGCCCACAGGAAAGCCCCAGUCCAGGGGAGGGGGUGGUGUCUCAGAACCUGUGUCCUUCCCCAAGCUGUCCAGUCCAGGCUGCCCAGCCCUGCAGUGGCUGCCCAGUUGGAAACUGAGGUGGACCCCCGAGCUAUGCCCUUGGGGGUGUCCCAGGCAGGAUGAACAGGAAUCUGUUUGCACACGGGAAGGAGGGGGGCUGGGGGGCCGCGGUUCUCUUGGGGCAAUGGGGACUUGGUGGAGGGAGGGCUGCUGGGGUCUGGACAUCAGGGGAGGCUUUGGCCGGGCUGGGGGCGGGGGAGCUCAUGGCAGUGAGAUGGAGGAAGGGGUGGCAGGUGCAGUGGGGAAGGGGCAGCAGAGGCUCCCUGUUCAGGGCAGAGUGUCCUCAGAGGAUCUUUUGGAAUGGGCCCCUGGCCCUGGGUCAAAAUUAGGUCAGAUUUGGGACUUUCUGUGGAAUUUUCCCUUCUCUCCUCCCUGCCCUCCUUCCUUCAUUUUCCAACCCAUCCGAGGACCUUCCCACCCUUAACCUCUUCCCCUCUCCAACCUCCAGGCGGCCUUCUGCAGUGAGCGCUCUGACCAUGGGCAGGGCGGUGGGGGGUCUCCUUCCCAGGCCCAGUCAGCGCUGGGGGCGGUGGGAAUGCUCUUCUCAACACACAGUGCCUGGAAAGUCCCCUAUUCAUGCUUCUUGCCCUGGGAAUAGUAUUGCCCUCUUGUGUCUCUUUCUUGAGCGCGGGGCCACCUCCCAUGCCUUCCAUCCUCCGGGUGAGGGGUUGGUCUGACGCUUUUCUCAGGAGGGGCUUGCACCUAGGAAAAGCAUCAGAACGUGAAGUCUUGGAAUGGGCCAGGCCUCCUCCAGGCAUCCUGAGGGCUCUAGGCAGGGACAGACAUACAUGUGAGGGGAAAUGAGGAUGUCACAACCCUUCUCUCUGGUUCCUUUCUAUCUCUGUGUGGGUUUGAGUGUUGGGGGAAUUUGAGAUUUGUCUGGGCUGGCCGGAGCCUCUUUCAGCAGGGGACUGGGGACCAGUGUGUGUGUGGGGGGUAUCCUGGUGGUGGCUGGGCCUGCGGGCUGGCCUCAGUCUCAUGCCAGGCAGAUGUUCCAGACUGAGCUGAGCCCAGCUGCCUCCAGUUUCCUCCCUGAGGCGGGUGGAAAACAAGGCUUCUCUUUCUGCCCUGGGCAACUACCAGGACCUGGAGCUGAAGGGUGGGGGACCUCUGAUCCCCAGUCUUGGCCCAGCCCAGGAAAGGAGUCUGCUUUGUGGCCACAUAUGGGGGUUGGGGAUGGAGGUGGCCCUCAGAUUCUGCAUCCUAUUGCUUCCUGGACACAGGAGUGCCAUGAACCACCAUGCCACAGCUGUGCCACGGCUGUAACAGAGCCAGGCCUGGUCACAGACGCAGUUGCCCAACCCAAAGCAGACAGAGCCAUACAACCUGCGCGCGGCACACAGGUCACACCUGGCUCCACACUCACACACACAUAUGCAUGGUCAUGUGCUUGCACAACUGCACUCCCAGCCACAGUGCCACAGACUGUCACACAUUCACAGCCACGUCCACACUCGUCCACGCCCACAUGCAUGUUGUCAGUCUCAGCCACGUCGUCACUCACAGCCAUACCAUAGUACUGUGCACGGUCAUACACUCGCGUAGUGACACACACACUCAGACACACAUGGCCAUGAAGUCACACAUGCACAUACAGAUGUGUCACAAAUGUAGAUGCUCUUGGACUCCACCUGCACCGCCUCCUGGGGGAGCCAGCCCCGAUCAUCCGUCAUCUGACAUCACCAAGUUCAAUUCCUCAUUGCACAGAUGGGAAACUUGAGGUCUAGUGAGCAGUGGCAUUUGGCUGCAUCACCCAGUGGGGCGGGGGUAUGCUCUGGGGUCAGAGCCCAGUUCCCAUCAGGCUCUGGCCUGGCCUUGCCCACCCCUGGGUCAGUCCCCAGGGCCAGGCUGCCUCUGAAGGCCCCUGGCUGAACCUAGUCAACAAAGUUCCAGGCAUCUCCCAUCUUCGGAGCCAGAGCUGAGGCUGCAGCAUCAGAGUGCAGGAGCCAGAAUGUGGUGGGCAGGGCCCAGGCCUGGGCGGGAGGAACAUUCCUGCACCAUCUCCUCCCCAAGCCUGCGAGGACUGGGCCCGCCCUGCCUGCCUGCCCGCUGACUCAGGCCUCCAGGAGCCAAGCCAGCUUGGCUCCCUCACCCACCCCCAACCCACCCCAACCUGCUUCCCCACCACUGCGGCUCUGGUACCUCCUUCCGCUGUUUGGGGCAAGAGGAGAUGGUGAGCCCUGGCAAAAAGACCAUGAGGAAACAUAAAAAUUCACCUCCCCCAGACAUAGCUCAGAAGGGUUGAUUGUGAAACCCCACUCCCGGGUUCAACAAAGCUUUUUUCCUUCGGUUUUGUUUUGUUAGUCAAACCCCAAUGCAGUCCAGUCUGUUUAAAAAGCAGUGUCUCACACAGCUGUGGCCUCCUUGGUCCGCAUGGCAGCCCUGGUAGGCAUCAUUAUUCCAUUUCACAGACAAAGAGACUGAGGCUUGGCCAGAGGGAGGAUGGGAACUGCCUAGGAUCACACAGUGGGGCCCAGGUGGGGCUGGACUUGAACCCAGCUCUCUGGCUUCAUUCCCUAAAGUCACCUUGAUUAACUCACAUAGGUCUGGAGGACGAAGGGGUAGCAGAUCUUCGCUCCAGAGUUGUGAAAGAAUGGGAGGCUGGCAAACCAACUGCUGAAACGUGCAGGGACUUUGAGGGUCGGGUGAGUCCCGCCAGCCCCCCAGGGAUGAAGAGGCUGAGGGCGGCAUUGCACAGUGGCGUCUACAGUGACUCAGGGUCUCCGAUUACAAAUGAACAUGUGUGAGGAACAUCACUUCACUUUUCUGUAACUGACCUGAAUUUCUCUUUUGCUUUCUCAUUAACCAACCUGAUAGAAAAUAAUCUGAAAUCAAUUUGGGACCCCUCCUUUCCCCAGGGAGGCAUGUAAGUUUUGGGGAUGGCGCAUUUGAAGACCCUACACAGGCCCCUGGCACCUUGAAUUUUAGAAGCUGAAUUCCCUCAUCCUAUCACUCAUAUGAAAAUUUGCCUGCAUUCCACAUUAAAGGUCUUUCACAUAUACCUACUUGAGCUGGGUUCCGUUAAUUACUUGACAAUGUCUUGUAGAUAUUUAAUUAAAUUUUCUUCAUUUUGA